GCUGCCACAGAAGAAGAAGAUCCGGAAGUGGGUCUUCCAAACAGAUCCCGUUGGACCAGAACCAGCGCAGAACCUCCUCCUCCCUCGAACCGUCGCACCUCGGCCGGACCGUGACUCAGCAGGACGAUGGGCACCAGAGAUGACGAGUACGACUAUCUGUUCAAAGUGGUCCUCAUCGGGGACUCUGGCGUGGGGAAGAGCAACCUGCUGUCCCGCUUCACCCGCAACGAGUUCAACCUGGAGAGCAAGAGCACCAUCGGCGUGGAGUUCGCCACGCGCAGCAUCCAAGUGGACGGCAAGACGGUGAAGGCUCAGAUCUGGGACACGGCCGGACAGGAGCGCUACCGGGCCAUCACCUCAGCGUACUACCGCGGUGCGGUGGGCGCUCUGCUCGUCUACGACAUCGCCAAACACCUGACCUACGAGAACGUGGAGCGCUGGCUGAAGGAGCUGAGGGAUCACGCCGACAGCAACAUCGUCAUCAUGCUGGUCGGGAACAAGAGCGACCUGCGCCACCUGCGGGCGGUUCCCACUGACGAGGCCCGGGCGUUCGCUGAGAAGAACGGUUUGUCCUUCCUGGAGACGUCGGCUCUGGACUCCACCAACGUAGAGACGGCCUUCCAGACCAUCCUGACAGAGAUCUACAGGAUCGUGUCUCAGAAGCAGAUGUCCGAGCGGCAGGAGAGCGACAUGUCCCCGAGCAACAACGUGGUGAACAUCCAGGUGCAGCCGACCGAGAACAAACCAAAGAUGCAGUGCUGUCAGAACAUCUAGCCCCUCCCCU
Limanda limanda (common dab) is the source of this 784-nucleotide messenger RNA. RefSeq names its product RAB11a, member RAS oncogene family (gene rab11a). Gene Ontology annotation, biological process: neurotransmitter receptor transport, endosome to postsynaptic membrane; exocytosis; melanosome transport. Gene Ontology annotation, molecular function: GTPase activity; GTP binding. NCBI's taxonomy places the organism in Eukaryota, Metazoa, Chordata, Actinopteri, Pleuronectiformes, Pleuronectidae. The transcript has 5 exons. Gene Ontology annotation, cellular component: axon; postsynaptic recycling endosome; transport vesicle. The record is from RefSeq and is a predicted model, not a curated record. The coding region runs from base 127 to 774 and encodes 215 amino acids.